Monoraphidium neglectum is the source of this 1152-nucleotide messenger RNA. RefSeq names its product COP9 signalosome complex subunit 5. NCBI's taxonomy places the organism in Eukaryota, Viridiplantae, Chlorophyta, Chlorophyceae, Sphaeropleales, Selenastraceae. The transcript has 12 exons. Gene Ontology annotation, molecular function: protein binding; metallopeptidase activity; deNEDDylase activity. Gene Ontology annotation, cellular component: cytoplasm; COP9 signalosome. Gene Ontology annotation, biological process: protein deneddylation. Bases 1 to 1152 code for a protein of 383 amino acids. The record is from RefSeq and is a predicted model, not a curated record.
AUGGCAGCGGGCGCAAGCGUCGCGCAGCAGCGGUGGGAACUGGAGAACGCCGUUGCGUCCACAUCCGCCAGCGAGGCCGAUGGGCUUUACAGGUAUGACCUUCAGGAGCAGCAGACCAUCCAACAGCAGAAGCCCUGGCAGAAAGAUCCCCAGUAUUUCAAGCAUGUGCGCAUGUCGGCUCUGGCGCUGCUCAAGAUGGCAAUCCAUGCGCGGUCUGGCGGCAACCUGGAGGUGAUGGGCCUCAUGCAGGGGAAGGUGCAAGGUGACACGUUUGUGGUCAUCGACAGCUUUGCGCUGCCAGUGGAGGGGACGGAGACCCGCGUGAACGCGCAGGCGGAGGCGUAUGAGUACAUGGUGGAUUUUGUAGACAGCACCAAGUGUGUGGGGCGCCCCGAGAACGUUGUGGGCUGGUAUCACUCUCACCCUGGCUAUGGCUGCUGGCUCUCAGGCAUCGACUGCUCCACUCAGAUGCUCAACCAGCAGUUCCAGGAGCCCUUCCUCGCAGUGGUGGUGGACCCGGUGCGCACCAUGGCCAGCGGCAAGGUCGAGAUCGGCGCCUUCAGGACCUACCCCGAGGGCUACAAGCCCCCUGACGAGGGGCCCAGCGAGUACCAGACCAUCCCCCUUUCAAAGAUUGAGGACUUCGGUGUGCACGCAAAGCAGUACUAUUCGCUGGACAUCACCUUCUUCAAGUCGUCCCUCGACGCUGCCCUGCUGGACCUGCUGUGGAACAGCUACUGGGUCAACACCCUCAGCGCGUCACCCCUCGUCGGCAACCGGGAAUACACAGCUGGUGGCAUCAGCGACGUGGCAGAAAAGCUGGAGCAGGCUGAGUCCACCCUGUCUCAAGGGGCACGGAUGGGUCGCUACGUCGGCGCGGCAGCAGCCAGUGGCAAGAAGGGCGGUGGUGGGGGUGACGAGGGGCCCCUCAACAAAAUUUGCCGGGAUGUGGGCAAACUAAGCGCCGAGCAGGUGAAGGGCCUCAGCAGCCAGCUGGUCAAGGCGUUGCUCUUCAACUGCAACCCCCUGCAACAGGCAGCAGCGGCCGCUGCACAGGCUGGAGGCGGCGAUGGUGCUGGUGAUGGUUCUGGCGCAGGCGCGGCAGCGGUGUCAGAGCAAGCGGGGGGCGAGGAGGCACCCAUGGAGACAUAA